GAGUGAAACCUAAACCCAAAACAGGCAAAUAAGAGAGUCGCCUCUCCCUUCCGUCUCUUUUACUUACUUUCCUUCGUUAUUUUUCCUGUUCUUUUACUCUGCAUUUUAUUAGAGUGCAAAGAAAAAAAAAAGGAAAAGAAAAACCCAAAACAAUGGGAAAGAAGAAGACCCCCAUAGACGAAAACUCUGUAAUCCGAUUAACCAAGAUACUUGAGAAGUUUAAGGACGCACAAGAUGAAGCAUAUACCUUUGGAUCCAACCUUUCAAACAAAGAACGAGAAUUUGUGCACAAGGAAGCCCGGAAAAUGGGUAUGAAAUCCAAAAGUAAAGGCCGGGGAAGCCAGAGACAAGUCUCUUUCUAUAAAAUCAAAGAGAAAGGCAGCGGCAUGUCAGAGAAGAAUCUAACUAAUGUGGCAUUUUCAGAGGGGACAAGAGUGGUUUUGCAGGAAUUAUUUAUAAAUUAUCCACCAGAUGAAGGGGAGUUUGAAGAGAAGGUAUUUGGAAAAUAUAGCGGAAAAACUGCUAAAAUACGAAGAAAGAGAUGAUAUUUUCUUGAAGCCAUUGAUGAGUGCUGCAGAGAUUGCAGAAAAGGUUAAAGGACUUGCAUAUAAGAGAGAAGAAUCCAAACUUGAGACAGAUUAAUGAAGCCAUUGAUGAGUGCUGCAGAGAUUGCAGAAAAGGUUAAAGGACUUGCAUAUAAGAGAGAAGAAUCCAAACUUGAGACAGAUUAAUGAAGCCAUUGAUGAGUGCUGCAGAGAUUGCAGAAAAGGUUAAAGGACUUGCAUAUAAGAGAGAAGAAUCCAAACUUGAGACAGGUUCUUCUAUACAAGCUGGCUUAGAAAGUUUGAUUAAUGAAGAGAGGUCAAAGCUUCCAAUCGCAGGGUUUGGGGAUGCCAUUACAUCUGCAGUAGAAUCUCACCAGGUUAUCCACAUUUCUGGUGAGACUGGGUGUGGCAAGACGACACAGGUUCCACAAUUUCUUUUGGACUAUAUGUGGGGAAGAGGUGAGGCUUGUAAAAUACUGUCUACUCAGCCUCGGCGUAUAUCAGCUACAUCAGUGUCUGAGAGAAUUUCUUAUGAAAGAGGUGAAAGCAUUGGAGAAACUGUUGGAUACAAAGCAUUGUUACUAAACUUUUUAAAACAUGUAUGUGUAAUGCGAUUCAUAUUUGUUAAAAGCAUGUCAUUUAAUGUGAAAUUGCUGCUUGUUUCUCACUGCCUUUUAACAACAUGAGAAUCGGUACCGUGUUAGAGCCUUAGAGGUAGACUUAAAAAGCAUAGAAUCAU
Molecule: messenger RNA, 1284 nt
Organism: Hibiscus syriacus
Lineage: Eukaryota; Viridiplantae; Streptophyta; Magnoliopsida; Malvales; Malvaceae
Product: DExH-box ATP-dependent RNA helicase DExH6-like
Exons: 9
Coding region: 731-1231 (166 amino acids)
Cellular component (GO): intracellular anatomical structure
Molecular function (GO): RNA binding
Source: RefSeq, a predicted model, not a curated record